AUUCUUAUUAUUAUUCUUAUUAUUAUGUUAUCAGAAAAUAAUAAAUUAAAAUGAGUUCCGAAAUUAGAUAUGCAGUUGUAUGCUCGAGCAAUAUGAAUAGGAGUAUGGAGGCGCAUUCGUUCCUACAGAAGAAAGGAUUCAAUAUUCGAUCCUACGGGACCGGGGAGAAAAUCAAAAUCCCAGGAAGUAGUGCUAAAGAACCGAAUCAGUAUCCAUUUGGAACUUCUUACGACGAGAUCUACGCAGACUUGACCAGCAAGGACAAGGCUCUUUACACCAAGAACGGGAUGCUGCACAUCAUGGAGAGAAACAGGAGAAUUAAGCGAGGUCCUGAGAAGUUCCAGGAAACAAGUCACCAGUACGAUAUUAUUCUGACAGUUGAGGAGAAGGUGUAUGAUCAGGUUCUGGAGGAUUUCUCAGUGCGUGGUAGUGUACUGGAGAAACCGGUUCAUGUAAUAAACAUGAAUGUUGUUGACAAUCCUGAGGAUGCUACAAUUGGUGCAUUCCUCUUAUGCGACCUUGUGCAGGAACUCUCCAAUAGCGAGGAUCUUGACAACGAUAUUGAGGACAUUAUUCAAGAGUUUGAAUCUAAAUGUGAACGUGAAGUUCUUCACACGGUGUUGUUCUACUGAAAAUGCGCGUAAAUCUCUGAUUUUUGGCCAUUUUCUAGAAACUACUCUAGCGCAUUCUUUAGCAGUCUUCUCGCGGAAUUCAUUCAGAAGUUAGUUUGGUAUCAACACGUUUAUACUAACAUCUAAACUCAGAUAAUGGACAGGUGUAAAUGAAAUGGUUAUUAGAAGAUAAAAAAAUUCUAUCAAAGAACAUUCCCGACAAAAAAUGUCUUUUGUAAUGUUUUUACCUAAAACCUGAAUACUCCAAUCUCUUUGUUGCUACCCUUGUACUUAAUGGCGCCAUGUUAUAAGAUUUUGGUGGUUAGUAUAGCGGUAAAGAUUUUUUGAAUAUAAAUACACAUGCAUAGCUCUAUUUCUGCUGGCUGGAUUUUAUGUUUGAUUUUAAAAUACUUUUUAAUGGAAAAAAUUUGUUGCAGGUCAAUGCAAAACAGACUAAAUACCCCCACCCCACCCUCCGAAAAAAAUAUUCUUUGCCAAAAAGUAGCUAUUAUGAUGUAUUCAGCAAAUAAUGUUGUAAUAUCGAUUUAUUUUUACCAAGUAACCCGCUUUUAUUUAAUUGAACUCGAUUUAGGGUCCCGGUGAAAUUGGUUAAAAAUCAAUUAAAAUUUUGUAAUUUCCUUUAUUUGGACAUCUGGUGAUUAUUAUGAUUUUUUAAAGCUAUUUCUUACAAGUUAUUUCUCCCAAGAAUUUAUUCAUUUUUAACAAGUUAAGAAAUAAAAAUACUUUUAAAAAUUAUUUUCUUCACUUCGGGGGAAUAAAUGAUCAAGGGACAUCUACAGACAAGUUUUUUUUUACCUUUUUUGAAGAAAAAAUUAAGCAUAUUUGAGCUGCAGUGGUGGGCGAUUAUAUUAAUACAUUGAAGACAACUUUUUUAUUUUAGUUUUGAUUUGUUCAGAAGCUUUUUUCGAAUUACAAGUUUACAAGUAGUUAAUCAGAAGAUUUUUAAUUGAGAGCCUCUAUUGACCUGUAUGUUUAUAUGUAUCCCAUCUAUCCAUGCCUUGAUUUAAAUCAAAAUUGAAAUCGAAAGUCGUCUUUUUUGUAUUGAUAUAAUCGCCUACUACUGUACCUAACAUGGGGGGGGGGAAUUAUUUUAAAGGGUGUUCAUGAUUUUUCAAGGAAAUAUAUACACCUAUAAAAAUGGAAGCCAAAUCUUUUCUACGAAGUAUAUAUAAGUUGUUAAACUGCUCGCCUUUUUUUCUGAAAUUUUGGCUUUUUAAUUUUUGUAUGUUUCAAGUACUUAUUAUCCUUUCUUAUUUUCAGA
This is a messenger RNA of Eurytemora carolleeae, 1893 nucleotides long. RefSeq names its product RNA polymerase II subunit A C-terminal domain phosphatase SSU72. Bases 51 to 632 code for a protein of 193 amino acids. The record is from RefSeq and is a predicted model, not a curated record. Gene Ontology annotation, cellular component: mRNA cleavage and polyadenylation specificity factor complex; nucleus. NCBI's taxonomy places the organism in Eukaryota, Metazoa, Arthropoda, Copepoda, Calanoida, Temoridae. Gene Ontology annotation, biological process: termination of RNA polymerase II transcription. Gene Ontology annotation, molecular function: RNA polymerase II CTD heptapeptide repeat phosphatase activity. The transcript is spliced from 7 exons.